CUCUGAGGUGUUUGUUAAUUUUCUUAUUCCUUGUGUCAAGUGAAAGAAAAAAAAAAGGAAAGAAGGAAUGGCCGCCAUAGCCAAUGUGCUCUGCUUUUCGUUCAUUAUAUCAUUAACUUGGAUGGUUGAAGCUCGAAUCCCAGGGGUUUACUCUGGGGGUUCUUGGCAAACUGCUCAUGCUACCUUUUACGGAGGAGCUGAUGCUUCCGGCACCAUGGUUGGUGUUUCAGGGGGAGCGUGUGGGUACGGAAACCUGUACAGCCAAGGGUACGGUGUGAACACAGCGGCAUUGAGCACAGCACUUUUCAACAAUGGCUUAAGCUGCGGUGCGUGUUUUGAGAUCAAGUGCGCAAACGACGGGGAAUGGUGUCACUCUGGGAGUCCAUCCAUCUUUAUCACCGCAACUAACUUCUGUCCUCCUAACUAUGCUCUUCCAAACGACAAUGGUGGAUGGUGCAACCCUCCACGCCCACACUUCGACCUUGCCAUGCCUAUGUUCCUCAAAAUUGCCGAGUACCGUGCCGGCAUCGUCCCUGUCGCCUAUCGACGGUUGCCAUGCAGAAAGCAGGGUGGGAUACGGUUCACAAUAAACGGUUUCCGUUUCUUCAACUUGGUUCUGAUCAGCAACGUCGCGGGUGCAGGGGAUAUCGUGCGCACGUACGUGAAGGGCUCUCGGACCGAGUGGAUGCCGUUGAGCCGAAACUGGGGUCAGAACUGGCAGUCGAACGCUGUUUUGGUGGGCCAGGCCCUGUCCUUCCGUGUCACGGCCAGCGACCGCCGCACCUCCACCUCUUGGAACAUUGCUCCGGCCAGUUGGCAAUUCGGUCAAACUUUCACCGGGAAGAAUUUUCGGGUCUAAUCAUCGUCAACGACAACAUCCUUAAAUACUUUUUAUUAUUAAAGAAAAACUCGAUUUUUAGGUUUCCCGCCAAUUAAAAUUUUUUCUAGAUGGUGUUUUUUUUGACUGGGUUGUUGGCGACAUUGUGAGAGAGGAAGUGACAACUUAAUUGUGACUAUGUUGUUGGUUUUUCUUUCUGAUUGGUGGGUUUUGAUGUAUUAUGGCGGUACGUGUGUGCGAUAGCACUUUAAAUUUGUAUGGUAGACUAGUGGGUGUAACUG
Messenger RNA from Gastrolobium bilobum, 1119 nucleotides. RefSeq names its product expansin-A6-like. Gene Ontology annotation, biological process: plant-type cell wall organization. The transcript has 3 exons. Bases 68 to 859 code for a protein of 263 amino acids. NCBI's taxonomy places the organism in Eukaryota, Viridiplantae, Streptophyta, Magnoliopsida, Fabales, Fabaceae. The record is from RefSeq and is a predicted model, not a curated record. Gene Ontology annotation, cellular component: extracellular region.